CAGAACCAUGUCCUAUACUGUGCAAUGUGAUGGCCAUAUUCCCAUGUUAGGCAUUUUAAAUGUCGCCUUUUUUGUUUUUCCUUUUUUUUGAUACUUUGCACUGUAUUAUUGGAGAUGGAUAUGUCAUUUUUAUUGUACCAAUUUUUGUUUCCACAGUUAAAAAAACCAAAUGGAACAGUUGUAGGGAUCAGUUCCGUCGGGAAGUCACUGAGAUGGUGCGGAGUGGUGAGGGGGCUCCUAAGAAAAGACCCUACAUAUACACGGAGCAAUUGCGCUUUCUUCGUCCCGUGAUGGAUCUUAGGCUUACUGUUGACAGUCUGGAGGACCCAGAACCACAGCCAUCACCACAGUCAGAUCCGGGAGGCGCAGAGACCCCUCCCGUCUUUUCGCCAGAAAUGAGUCCCACAAAUCUGGCAGAAGAAGAGUCCGAAGGUGUUCAAAGGGGACUUGCUGGGCCUGGUGAAGUGAACCCUGAUGAUAGCCAAAGGCCACAGAGUCGGCGAAGGAGGUCUGCCCCUCAGGCUUCUUCUGGGAUAACAACUAAAGAGGUGAUUGACUCCCAAGUCAUUCAGUACCUAGCCCAGAAGAGGGCUGAAGGGUGUGAGGAGGUCUUAAUGAGGGGGCUGGCACCUUUACUACAAGUGCCACAGGAGAAGCAAGCAGCAUGUAUUGCUUCCAUCACGUUAGUCCUGGAAAUGUAUAGGCACCCAUAUCAGGGGGACAUACAUUCCCUAAUUGAUCGGGUGAGACGGCAAGUGGUCUUGGGCCCUCAUCACCAACAACAAGGCAGCUUACCACCUAGGGCAGCAACCCAUCACGCGCCCUAUUAUAGCCAGCAAAAUCUCCCUUUAUCCCAAGAUUCGAAUCCUCCUUUUGGCCAGCCAAAUUACCCUCCAACAUAUCCCACAGGGGCACAGGAUCCUGCCCAGGUUCGGCCAGGACCCUCAUAUGCUGCUGGAUCUUUCACAAGGGAUCUGAUGGACUUAUAAUAUAAUAUUGUUGUUUAAUAGGUUUUACAAAAAUAUUUUAUUUUAAAAAUGUUGACAUUACUUGUCUGUUUUCUAAAAUUGGUCUGGCUAGUUUUCCAGUAAAAAUUGUGCUGGUAAAAAUGAUGUCUUAUGUUUUUCCAUUACCAAUUUUACAUUUCAAAACAUGUAUUAUUAAAACAAACACACACACACAUUUUACUUUUUUUAUUAUUUAUAAUUUACAGUAGACAGAUGUCAGAGAGGUAUUAGAAGGUUUAUGGGACCGUGCAGCAAAUAGCUGUUUUUUUGUUACAGUGUAAUCUAAAAACUUUGGGAUACCAAAAAGUUUUUAGGCCAAAUUUUUGGAGUAUGGUCCUUAAACCUCAGCCCACAAGCCCACGUCAAGGGUCCUCAUUCUCUUGUGAGUCAUUACACUCAACUAUAACAUAACAUGUAUAUAUUCUAUCUGCAAUUAAAAUAAUAAAACUAACAAGCCCAAAAGAAAUUAAAACCUGCCACGAAUAGCGUCCAUCUGCCAUGGCAUGGACCCCACUGGGCUGGAAAAGAAGUCUGCAUAGAGUUCCCGAACGGCAAGACCUGCAGUCCCAGGUCGUCUAUGCAGGGUCAGAUCCAAAUCCAAACCUGAUGACGUAGAAAAUUCUUCCAUGUCAACAGAAGAGGAAGCCUCAUGAAUCCUGAUGAAGUUGUGUAGAACACCACAAGCUUGAGUCACCAGGGUAGCAUUCUCCGGAUCCAUCUGUAUGGAUGACAUAAACACCCUCCACUUGCUAGAGAGUAUUCCAAAGGCGCACUCAACAUACCGACGGGCACGAGUCAACCGGUAGUUGAAAAUGCGCCUCCUGUCAUCCAAACCGCGUCUGGGGAAGGGCCGCAUAACAUGGGGUGUCAAUGCAAACCCUUCAUCAGCAACGAUGACAAAUGGAGCCGGCGGACCUGCAUAUCCGGGCAGUCUUCUGGG
Messenger RNA from Bufo gargarizans (Asiatic toad), 1947 nucleotides. RefSeq lists its product as uncharacterized. NCBI's taxonomy places the organism in Eukaryota, Metazoa, Chordata, Amphibia, Anura, Bufonidae. The record is from RefSeq and is a predicted model, not a curated record. Bases 60 to 989 code for a protein of 309 amino acids. The transcript has 2 exons.